This is a messenger RNA of Rotaria sp. Silwood2, 2091 nucleotides long. NCBI's taxonomy places the organism in Eukaryota, Metazoa, Rotifera, Eurotatoria, Philodinida, Philodinidae. The record is from the annotation of a GenBank genome assembly.
AUGGAAGGCUUCGAGAUUAACUUUUCAACAGAUCAAGAAAACAGCUUCAAUACAGCUGCUGCCAACGAGUCCGAAAAGCAAGCUUUGAUUCUCAACGAAGAUGACAUUGAUCUGGAGGAUAUUCAAGAUUUAAUACCGACUAUUUUCAUAGUAAAUUACGAAGAUAUUAAUAGUGGGAAAAUGGAAGCGACGGAAAUCAGUGCUUCAGCAGAUGAAGAAAGUAAUAUCGAUAGAGCAGAAAUCAAUGAUUCAGAGAAGGUAGCGCCGAUCCUAGAAGCAGAUAACAUCGAUAGAGAAACCAUGGAAGCUCCAAUGGAUAGUGUUUUAACAACCAAUGAUAUCAAGACGCUCAGCCUGAAAGACGAUGCUUCAAAGAUAAGCACUUCCGAGCACAACGAAAGCAACAUCGAUUUUUGCAGCGCCGAGAAUUCGAAAAGCACUUCUAAUAUUAUGGAAGCAAGUAACAUCGAUCUCAAGAAAAUCGAAGACUCAAUAACAAGUAAUUCGGCAACAAAUUACGACGAGACUAAAAGUAAAAGAAUUGAAGACUCAGAGGUUGGUGCUUCAACAGGUGAAAAAAGCAAUCUCGAUAGAGUGGAAAUGAAUGACUCAGUAAAUGAAGCAUUAAUCCUCAACACAAGUGAUAUCAGUCUUGAAAGUGCUCAAGGUUCAAUACCAUCGGUGUCCGCCGUCAACGACAACGAAAUCAGAAAAGAGAAAAAUGAAGACUUUGAAAUUAGCGCUUCAACAGGAGAAGAAAGCAACUCUGAUAAAGGAAAAAUUCACAACUCGAAGAGUGCAGCACCGACUCUGGAAGCACGCGACAUCAAUCAAGAAAUUAUGGAAGCUCUGAUCGCGAAUGUUUUAAAUAGCAAUGACGACAAGGCGGAUAGCUUGAAAGAUAAUGCUUUGAAGAUAAGCAUUUCCGAGGAAAAGGAAAGCACCAUCAACGUUCACAAGAUCGACGACUCGACAAGCACUUCUGAUACAAUCGAAGCAAGGAGCAUGGAUCUGGGAAGAAUUGACGAUCCAAUAGUAACUAUUCCUGAAGCAAAUUUUGACGAGAUCCAAAAUGAGAAAAUUGAAGACUCGGGAAUCAGUGCUUCAGCAGGUGAAGAAAACAGUUACAAUACAGCCGAAAUCAACGAAUCAGAAAAAUCUUUUGCUAUUUUGGAUACAGCGAGCUUUGAUCGGAAGAAUAUGGAAGAAUCACCAGAGAAUAUUUCGGCAGCGAUGAACAGUGAGAUCGAAAGUGAGACGUGGAAUGCUCGGAGACUAUCGUUUCAAAAGACAAAACAAAGUAAGCUCUAUUCAGACAAUAUUUGGGAUUCAGAGAAGGAUACUAUGGCUCUGGAAGUGAGUGACAUCAAUCGCCAAAAAACACACGAUUCAAUUGCCGGUGAGUCUGCAGCAAAUCAUGAAGAGAUCAAAAGUGAGAAAAUGACAGGCUCCAAGAUUAACGGAUCCGUAGACCAAAAUAGUAAUCUUAAUACAGGUGAAAUCAACGGCUCAAAAGGAUUGGUUAUGAUUUUGGAAGCAGACAAUUUCAGUCGUGAGAAUAUUGUAGAUUCGAAGGCUAGUGUUUGGACAACCAAUUACAAUGAGACAAAAGGUGGCAAAGACGUAUGUCUGGAAAUGGCUAAUUCCACAGUGCAAGAAAGCCAAUUAUAUAGAGAUGACAGUCAUGAAACAGAUAGUAGUACUAAGUUCAUUGAAGCAGGUGAUAUCAAUCGCGAGAACACGAAAAGUUUAAUGGCGAUUGUUUUGGCAUUAAAUGACGAAUCGAUCGAUAGUGAGGAUAUCGAAGUUUUGGAGAUGGACAUGGUUACGGAGCUAGAAAGCAAGCUCGAUUGUGUGAGCAUUGAACAGUCGAAAAGUGAAACCAUGAUAUCGGAAGCUGAGAUCAUCGAUCUUGAGAACAUUGGAGGUACAACAGCGGGUAUUCCGAGUACAAUGGAAACAGACCUCGAACGUAGGAAUAUGGCACCCUCCAAUAUGUGGAAUUCGUCCGAAGAAAAGAUUAUUUCCAUCGUCAACAACAUGAAAGAUGCGAGAAAUUCUUCUCGUGAAUGUAGUAGUGAUGAAGAAUAG